Messenger RNA from Actinia tenebrosa (Australian red waratah sea anemone), 1069 nucleotides. Its product is annotated as actin-related protein 2/3 complex subunit 4. The record is from RefSeq and is a predicted model, not a curated record. Gene Ontology annotation, molecular function: actin filament binding. Lineage: Eukaryota; Metazoa; Cnidaria; Anthozoa; Actiniaria; Actiniidae. Gene Ontology annotation, cellular component: Arp2/3 protein complex; actin cytoskeleton. Gene Ontology annotation, biological process: Arp2/3 complex-mediated actin nucleation; actin filament polymerization.
GUGUCAAGAGGGAGGAGGUCGGAAGUUCAGCCAUUUUGAAAGAGUCUACUGAAGUUUCAGCACUUUUACUGCCAUUUUUUACGACGAAAAAUGGCUGCAACGUUAAGGCCUUACCUCAAUGCUGUCCGUUCAACCCUCACGGCUGCAAUGUGUCUAGAAAAUUUCGAUUCUCAGGUGGUAGAGAGGCACAAUAAACCCGAAGUCGAAGUGCGCAGUUGUAAAGAACUGCUUCUCACUCCAGUUGUCAUCAGUCGAAACGAGAAGGAAAAGGUUCUCAUCGAAGGCUCUGUGAACUCGCUACGAGUCAGCAUCGCAGUGAAACAAGCGGACGAAAUCGAGAAAAUCCUCUGUAAGAAAUUCAUGCGCUUUAUGAUGAUGCGAGCCGAGAGUUUUUUCGUCCUUCGACGCAAGCCGGUGGAAGGAUACGACAUUAGUUUCCUUAUCACUAACUUCCACACUGAAGAGAUGUUCARACACAAGCUAGUGGAUUUUGUCAUUCAGUUUAUGGAGGAAAUAGAUAAAGAAAUCAGUGAGAUGAAGUUGACUCUCAACGCUAGGGCACGUAUCUGCGCUGAGGAAUUCUUAAAAAACUUUUAAUGUUCACAAGCAAGAGGCAAAUUUACAAGACAGUACUUGUUUAUAGUUAUGAACUAAUCAUUGGCCAGCAACAAAAAAAGGAAAAAGAAAAACAUACAAAAAUAUUAAACAAGGAAAAGUAAACAUCAAGAUAUCGUAUGACAAUCAUACGUUCUCUGCAUGGAAGCUCCAAACAGAUUAUAUUUUCUUACAUUAUGCGAUUAGCAAUAAGCUCUAAGAAGUAUUUUACUUGAAUAAUCAUGAUUAUGAGCUUGAUGGGUGCUUUCUUAGCACUCAACUGAAGUUCAACUACAAUUUCAUUUUAAAGAGUAUGUGGAUCUAAAUAUAGAAUUGCUUUAUCAUAUUCUUCAUUUUCAUUUGCACACUAGUGUGAUAUUUCGACUCAGAUUUAUUAACAGAAUGAAUAUUACUUCCUUUUAUUCAUUAGAUACUGUAGCAAGCUUUCAUUAUAAUUAAAAUUAAUAUAAUUGUU